UAAAAGAAUUGUGUAGGAAACCAAAAGAACCAACACAUCAAGCAGUUUGAUUGGACCUUCUAUUAGUGACAAUUAAAACAAAAAAUCGUUUUUUGAUUCUUACAUCAAAGAAUCGAUUCUGUGGAAAAUCGUAUACUGAAGAAUCGAUUCAAAUGAUCGAUCUUUUAACCAAAAGAAUCAAUUCCUACUUAGAAAGUUAGAAAUGUAUGCGGCAGACUCCGAAGUGUUUCGUCUCUUUAAAGAUCCUCUGUAGUGAAGAGCAGUGAAGAGCUCUUGAGUACGAAUGGAAUCAAUAAAUAUUAAAUUCUAGUUUGUACCGGGCCAUCUACACACGAUAGAGUAUUGUUGGCUACUAUUGCAGUGUAAUUCAGGAUAUUGUUUUAAACAAUAAAUAAGUCUGGCUUCGUCUAUACAUCUGCACGUGCACGAAUGAGUUGUAUGAAAAAAGCAAUUAAUCGCAAAAUGACAGAAGAAGCUGCUUCAACAAAGACUGAUGUGGAAUCUGCUAUGGAUGGAACCAGUGACGAUGACAGUGGAGAUGACUGGGAUGAAGUCAAUGAAAUUUUUGAGACCAUACCAUGUCUUUUUUGUAAUGAGGGUACAAGUAACUUCACAGAGGCAUUGGAACACCUCAUGAAAUCACAUAAAUUUGAUUUGAAAAAUUUUGUAACCAGACAUUCUCUGGAUACUUAUUCAUAUAUCAAACUGAUUAAUUUUAUCAGGCAAAAGAAUGUUUCUCCUGAUCAAUUGAAUGCAUUGAAUAUUAAAACAUGGGAAAAUGACAAAUAUUUAAUGCCUAUUAUUGAGUAUGAUCCUUGGUUGAUGUUUGACAUUGACGACUUGGAAGAGAAAACAACAAAACCUAUUGCAUAUACAGUAAACUCAGAGAAUGGUUGUGUUACAUUGUCAGAAGCUCAUUUUGCUGAAUUGCAGAGAACAAUACAGGUAUUGCGUGCAGAGUUGGAGCAACGUGAAAUGGCAUGUUACUUGACUAAACAGCAAAUCGAUGAGAUGACAGAACAAGUACAGAAACUGAUUAUGGAUGAUGAUUUUGAUAAAAACAAUAGUAGCAAUAGUAUUAGGUCUCAUAGUAAUUUUAGUUGCCGCCUCGAUGAAAAUUAUUUCAAUGCAUAUAGUCACUUUGCAAUACAUCAUAAGAUGUUAACGGACAAAAUAAGAACAGAAAGUUAUCGUGAUGCAUUGUUAACGAAUACACACAGAUUUAGUAAUUCCGUCAUACUAGAUGUUGGCUGUGGGACUGGCAUUUUAUCUAUGUUUGCAGCCAAAACUGGGUGCCGUAAAGUCAUUAGCGUUGAUCAGUCAGAUAUAAUAUAUCAAGCCAUAGACAUAGUAAGAGAAAACAAUUUAAGUGAUAUUAUCACUUUAAAAAAAGGUCGUCUUGAGGACAUUAACCUCGAAAAUGAAAAAGUAGAUGUUAUCGUGUCCGAGUGGAUGGGCUAUUUCCUAUUUUUCGAAUGUAUGUUAGACACAGUGAUAUAUGCCAGGGAUCAUUAUUUAGCACCUGGUGGGCUACUCCUGCCUAAUAGAUGUACACUUAGUGUCGUGGGAAGUGGAGACACUAAGAGAUAUGUCGAACUUAUCGACUAUUGGUCGAAUGUAUAUGGCUUUAAAAUGAGCUGCAUGAAAACUGAAGUGAUCCGCGAACCAAACAUAGAGGUCUGCGCUGUCGACGAAUUAAUAACGAACACCGUUGAAAUUCAGAAAUUUGAUUUGUACGAAGUGACGAUGGAGUACAUGAAUUUCUCGACAUCGUUCGAGUUGAAAGUGAAAAAGACUGGAUCGUUGACCGCAAUUGUUGGCUUUUUUGAUAUCUUUUUCGACUUGGACAAUCCAAUUCAUUUCAGUACAGGACCUUACUCGCCUCCGACUCACUGGAAACAAACAGUAUUCUCAUUGAAGGAACCAAUUAGCAUCACCGAAGGUGAUGUCCUACACUGUAGAGUAAACUGUCGCAGACAUACGAAAGAUCUUCGAGGACUUGUGAUUAUGAUCGAAGUCGAGAACAUGUCUCAAGUUUAUAACUUACAGUAAAAAACCUAGGGUCCAGAACAAUUUAUCGAUUAUGACAUUGUUGAUGACUAUCUUGCUUCUAUGACUUUCCGACCACAACAAAUAAACUAUUUAGGGUCCUCUUAACAGGUAAUCGAUUCGUCCGAAAUAAACUUUAAAAAUAUUUCUGCCAACGUUCUUGCAUGUGCUAUUGUAGAAUAAGUAUCCAGUUAUUGACUCUCAACGACUUCUUAGAGUUAAUUAACACGAUACGUAUUCAAACUAAUAGUCCAUCUUCCAUAGUCUGUAAUACUAAUAAACGAAAGCAGAAAUUCAGAUAUUUUUUCUCUUUAAUCAUUCGAGAUUCUAGAGAUAAAAUAAACGACGUAAUAUAGUCCCUUUUAAAGUUGACCCGACGUCUCAAUUUGGUCAGGGCUCGAUUUAAAAGAUGUUCAAUGCUUCCAGAAUUAAGGUAUACAAUAAAACUUCGUGAUAUAAAAAAGAAUAGGAAUUUAUUUGAUUGUAAGUCACGAGAAUUAUUGCCUUUCUUGAUUAUAUGUAUACUUUUACAUACGUAAACGAUCUAUUAAGCUUAAAAUUAAAUAAAACUGUAAAAAUCUUAAA
This is a messenger RNA of Megalopta genalis, 2634 nucleotides long. The record is from RefSeq and is a predicted model, not a curated record. NCBI's taxonomy places the organism in Eukaryota, Metazoa, Arthropoda, Insecta, Hymenoptera, Halictidae.